Messenger RNA from Thalassophryne amazonica, 1509 nucleotides. Its product is annotated as zona pellucida-like domain-containing protein 1. Gene Ontology annotation, cellular component: cell surface. NCBI's taxonomy places the organism in Eukaryota, Metazoa, Chordata, Actinopteri, Batrachoidiformes, Batrachoididae. The coding region runs from base 32 to 1303 and encodes 423 amino acids. The transcript is spliced from 10 exons. The record is from RefSeq and is a predicted model, not a curated record.
GCACGAUGCAGACAGGUUUCCUCACUAAAGGAUGACACGUACAGAAUCUGAUUCCCUCUGUGUUUUGAUCUCUCACAGUAGCAGCCUCACCGUUCUCAGCCUGGUCAUCCAGCUUGGCCUCAUUCUGCAGACUCAGGCCCAGCAGCCAAACCCUUGCAUUUCUCAUUCAACCUUCAGACCUCCAGAAGACAGUGACAUCACAGUACUGUGCGGCACCCAGUCUGUGGAUCUGAGCAUCUUCAUUUGCCCGAUGUAUGAAGCUCGCUACAACGAGAGCCUGAUGGUCCUCAACAACCAGAAAAACAAUUCUGACUGUUUCGGGACCGCCGACUUCACUAAGAACCCACCAGUCUUACGAUUCAGUUUCCGCUUAAACGCGAGCUCCAUUACCCAGUGCAACCAUCAGUUUAAGAUAACCACUGAGAAUGGGACUGGACAAUUUUCAGAGUUCUCAAAUGUGCAGUUUGUCACCAUCUCCGGUACUGUGAACUCCAUCGACCUUUCUGCUGGGGUGAUCACGUACCGUCCACAGGUCUUAUACAAGUACGCCUGCCGCUAUCCGCUGCAGUACCUUUUGAACAACACUGAACUAUCUGUAGCAGGAGUCAAUCUGGCCAUUAACGAAAAUAACGGGAGCUUCAUCAGCACAUUAAGAAUGCGUCUGUACGAGGAUGAAGCGUACACAAAAUUGCUGAAUAUACCACAAGAUGGACUCAAACUGAAGACCAAGGUUUACGUUGCGGUUGUAGCUACUAAUCUGACCAACAGGUUCAAUGUGCUGCUGGACAGAUGUUACGCAACGACGAGUCCGUAUCCCACAGUCGACAAGUAUUAUGACCUUUUUGUUGGGUGCGAUCACGAUGCACAAACGAAGGUCGAGCUCAAUGGCAAGUCUCAGGUGGCGCAAUUCUCCUUUGAGACCUUCAGAUUUGUUGAACACAAAGGUCAAAAAGUUUCCACGUUCUACCUUCACUGCACCACCAGGCUGUGUGAAGUGGAAAAGUGCAAAGAAUUACUGCCUACGUGCAAUAUUACCCUGGGAAGGAGGAAACGAGCAGUCCGCGGCGGCGACUCGACCACAAACACCACCGUCAGCGUCAGUUCUUCUCCCAUCUUGGUGAAUGACCUGACCAGCGACGACAAUCCAACGUCUGCUCAACGCCAAGAUACUCUGGGUCAGAACGAGUACACCGGCCCCGUGGUGGCCGUCAUCAUCUGCAUCGUCAUUUUAUUCAUCAUCGUUUGCUCCGUUGUUGCUUGCCUUUGGUUGUACGUCAGACUACGAAAACCGAUCUUGCAGUAAUAUCCGGCACCACGAAAGUGGACCCAAACUGGAGGCAUCACUGUUUAUCAUCCAACAAGUUGUCCAUUGUGCUAGAAAUAGAAACUGGAGUCAUGUGACACGACGGCUGGGAACUUCAUACAGUAGAAAACCAGAGAUUUAUCUUUGCUAUGGCGUGAACAGCUUGCUAACAGCUAAAUAAUGAUCAUAGCGGAAGUGUGGGAACA